GACACCAGUGAUCCUCGCUCAAGGAGGGGCAUAAAAACACUUCAGGUGCUUUGUGAUCGGGUUUUAUAAGGAGAUCUCUGCUGGAUCUCCCUCACUGCGCUCCGCCCGGUGCUUGAGGACAGAAGAUGCCCAGGCAGUUCCUCUGCCCAGUGUUCGGCUCGUCACUGUGGUUUGUACUGAUACUCCAGUCUCUCAUUUCCUCCGCCGUUACCUACAGGAGACCAGUGUCCGGAGGGAAGAGACAGAGCUUUCUGGAGAGAACCUUAAUUUUACUGGACGUGAAUACGCGAAGCCCGGUGAAAGUUUUGAAUGACAACUUCCUCUCGUUGCAGUUGGAUCCAUCUAUCAUAAAGGAUGGCUGGCUGGACUUCUUAAGCUCCAAGCGGUUAGUCACUCUGGCACGGGGACUCUCUCCAGCUUAUUUGAGGUUUGGGGGCAAACGGACCGACUUUCUCCAGUUUCAUAACCUGAAGAAUCUUGCAAAGUUUAGAGGGCCUGGACCAGACUAUUACCUCAAAAACUAUGAAGAUGACAUAGUGCGCAGUGACUUCGCUCUGGACAAACGAAAGGGUUGCAAGCUGGCCAGCCACCCAGACAUGAUGCUGGAACUGCAGCGGGAGAAAGCGGCUCAGAUGCAACAGGUCUUGUUGAAAGAACAGCUCUCCAACAUCUAUAGCGACGUCACAUUAACAGCCAGGUCUUUAGACAAACUUUACAACUUUGCCGACUGCGCGGGACUGCACCUGAUUUUUGGGCUGAAUGCCCUGCACAGAAACCCUGACAACUCAUGGAACACCUCCAGUGCUGUGAGUCUGCUCAAAUACAGCGCCGGCAAAAAAUACAACAUCUCCUGGGAGCUCGGCAAUGAGCCCAACAGUUACCGCACAAUGGCUGCUCGAUCAGUUAACAGCUCUCGUCUGGCUCAGGAUUACUCUCUUCUGAGGACAUUACUGCAGUCGGUGCGUUUCUACAGCCGAGCGAACCUCUACGGACCCAACAUCGGCCGUCCUCGUAAAAAUGCAAUCCUGUUACUAGAUGGGUUUAUGAAAAACGGUGGUUCUGUGGUUGACGCAGUAACGUGGCAACAUUACUACAUUGACAGGCGGGUGACCAAAGUGGAAGACUUCUUGAAGACAAGGCUUCUGGACACCCUGUCUGAGCAGAUUACCAAGGUGUUAAAGAUUGUUCAAACUCAUGCUCCAGAGAAGCGUGUGUGGCUGGGUGGAGUUGGUCCGGCUUGGGCAGGGGGAACCAAUAAUUUAUCUGAUACAUUUGCUGCUGGUUUUCUGUGGCUCAACACUCUUGGUAUAGCUGCAGCUCAUGGGAUUGAUGUUGUACUCCGACAUUCUUUUUUUGAUUAUGGAUAUAACCACCUCGUCGACCAGCACUUCAACCCUUUACCUGAUUACUGGUUAUCUCUGCUCUUUAAACGUCUGGUGGGCCCCAGGGUGCUUGCGGUGCACGUCGCAGGUCUCCAGAGGAAACCACGCCCUGGACGGGUGAUCCGGGACAAACUCCGCAUCUAUGCACACUGCACCAGCUUUCACAAUCAUGAUUACGUCAGAGGGUCCAUAACCAUCUACAUCAUCAACCUUCAUCGCUCACGGAAGAAAAUCAAGCUGGCCGGGACUUUACGAAAUAAAACUGUUCACCAAUACCUGUUACAGCCCUUCGGCACAGAUGGACUUCACUCCAUGUCUGUGCAGCUGAACGGAGAGCCCUUGCGUAUGGUGGACAAUGAGACAUUUCCUGAGCUGAAGCCACGGACGCUCAGGGCAGGAAGAACGAUAGCCAUGCCACCUGUAUCUAUCGGCUUCUACGUCAUCAAGAAUAUUAACGCUUACGGCUGUCGCAGAUAACACACACUGACCGACCUCAGACGAUAUCCGUGGCCUUCUCCUUUUUUUA
This is a messenger RNA of Sinocyclocheilus anshuiensis, 1908 nucleotides long. RefSeq names its product inactive heparanase-2-like. Gene Ontology annotation, molecular function: hydrolase activity, acting on glycosyl bonds. Gene Ontology annotation, cellular component: extracellular matrix; membrane. The coding region runs from base 126 to 1859 and encodes 577 amino acids. The record is from RefSeq and is a predicted model, not a curated record. Gene Ontology annotation, biological process: extracellular matrix organization. The transcript has 12 exons. NCBI's taxonomy places the organism in Eukaryota, Metazoa, Chordata, Actinopteri, Cypriniformes, Cyprinidae.